AAGCGCAGGAGGCAGCAGCCGCCGGCGGCAGCCCCGGAGCAGCGCCCCCCCGGACAGCCCCCUCUGCGCCUGGGCUCACCCCCAGCCCUCCUCCCCGGCUCCCCGCAGCCCAUCGCCCUGCAAGGGUGCGCUCCGCCCGGCGACACACGCAUCGGCCAGCCCUGCCCGCAGCCUGGACAUGUCCGAGCCCACCGCCCCGGCCGGCGACAAGGAGCCCGGGCAGCAGGGCCGGCGGCUCUUCGGGCUGCGCUGGGGCCGUCUGGAGGAGCCCCUGGGCUUCAUUAAGGUGCUGCAGUGGCUCUUUGCCAUUUUUGCCUUUGGAUCCUGUGGCUCUUUCAGUGGGGAGACAGGGGCUACUGUGAAAUGCAAUGAUGACCUGAAAGAGAUGACCGCCAUCUCUGUCCAGUUUGGAUACCCUUUCAGGUUAUCCAGGAUUCCCUUUGAGAUGCCUGUCUGCGAGGGCAACGCCACUAAAAGGACUCUGCAUCUCAUGGGGGACUUCUCGGCCCCCUCCGAGUUCUUCGUGACCCUGGGAGUCUUCUCCUUCCUGUACAGCAUGGCAGCCCUGGUGAUCUACCUGCGAUUUCACUCCCUUUACACAGAGAACAAGAGGCUUCCCUUUGCGGAUUUCUGCGUGAGCGUCUCCUUCACCUUCUUCUGGCUGGUGGCGGCUGCAGCCUGGGGCAAAGGCCUGUCAGACGUGAAGGGGGCCACGCGGCCAUCCAGUCUCAUCGCCGCCAUGUCCGUGUGCCAUCUCAAACAGGCGGUGUGCAACGCCGGGGCCACGCCGGCCAUGGGGCUGGCCAACAUCUCUGUGCUCUUUGGCUUCAUCAAUUUUAUCCUGUGGGCUGGAAACUGCUGGUUUGUGUUUAAAGAGACCUCGUGGCACGCGCAGGCCACCAACAAGGAGAAUUCUGCUGAACAGGGAGCCAUCGACAAGCAAUAAAGGCCCUCUCUGCCUGUCCACCCCCCUCAAGACCUUCUCCCACCCUGGACAGCUGGUACCUUGUCACAUACAUGCCUUCAUCCCA
This is a messenger RNA of Mauremys reevesii (Reeves's turtle), 1031 nucleotides long. RefSeq names its product synaptophysin like 2 (gene SYPL2). The transcript has 6 exons. The record is from RefSeq and is a predicted model, not a curated record. The coding region runs from base 179 to 946 and encodes 255 amino acids. Lineage: Eukaryota; Metazoa; Chordata; Testudines; Geoemydidae. Gene Ontology annotation, cellular component: synaptic vesicle; synaptic vesicle membrane.